UGAGAAAAUUGAAAGUUUGUACGGAACCCUCGGUGCGUGAGUUAAACGAACUCGCACUUGACCGGUUUUUUUAACAUGCUGAUUACAAAAUAUUAAGAUAUUGACUGGAUGAAUACCUACCUAUACUUAAUUAAUAAAAAUGAAAUAAAACAAACAAUUAUUCGUGGCCCUCAAUUAGUCGUAUUUUUUGUGUGAAGCGAAUAAGUGCUAUACGAAAUGAAUAAUAUAUACAUUCGACAGUAUCUGGUGGUGUUCGCAAUAAACCUGAACUGCAUCAGCCUCGGUAUGGGCUUAAGUUGGGCAUCUCCAGUGUUGGUGAAACUAGCUGACGACACAGAAACCGUACUCGAUCAACCUUUAGAGCAAGAUGAAGGAUCUUGGAUUGUGUCCGUCUCUUUCCUUACUGGAUCAUUAGGGUAUGUGGUGUCAUCUGGUUUGGUGGACGUUAUAGGCCGGAAGCAAUGCGUGAUCCUGUCGAGUGUCACAAGGAUGGCGGCAGCUCUCCUGUUCCUGUUCGCGAGGGACGUGUGGAUGCUCAUACUGGGCAGGGCCAUUCUCGGGCUUUCAGAAGGCAUCAUAUUGAGUGUAGUACCGGUUUACGCCUCGGAAAUCGCCAGCAAAGAAAUCCGUGGAGCUCUCGGAGUGAUGCUGCAGAUAUUUACUUCCAUUGGCUCUGUGAUCAUGCUCAGCGUUGGACCUUUCAUCUCAUACUUUAAUCUGAAUCUCAUGUUCACUCUGUUCACCCUCGUGACCAGCAUACCGACUAUAUUCUUACCUGACACCCCAAGCUUCUUAUUUAAUAAAGGAAAAGAGGAAGAAUCCAAAAAUGUUCUCAUAUUCUUAAGAGGGGAACUCAACGCUAAUGAUGAGCUAAAGGAAUACACUAUGAAUUAUAAAAGCGAAAAACCAGGUCUUCUGACAAUUUUCCGUGACAAAAUGUUUCAGAAAAGUCUUGGAAAGUCUGGAUUCAUGAUUAUCACCCUCUUCUUAAUUGGUUUCAACUGCGUCAUGACAUAUCUUCAGACGAUUUUGGACUCAACGCAAACAAAUGUAAGGUCUGAAGUGGCGUCUGGCAUAAUCGGUGGUAUAAACCUUUUAGCAAGUAUUUCGACAUUGAUGAUUACAGAUAGGUUUGGAAGAAAACCUAUUUUAAUAUGUACGUCGCUUGGACUGAUUGUUGGAAUGGUCGGCCUAGGAGUAUUCUUUAAGGUGGCUGAAACGAGGGCUGAAGUGUCCGGUUUUUUGAACUAUCUUCCACUCAUAUCUCUUGUUAUAGUUGUAUUUUGCCACAGUGGUGGUCUCGGAUCCUUAUUCUGGGUUGUUGUAGCGGAACUUUUCGAUGAUCGUUCCCGUGGAACCGGGAUGGCGACCACCCUUCUUAUAGGAACCAUGCCUUCGUUCCUGACGAUGAGAUAUUUCGCGCCUCUGACAAACAUUUUCGGGCCGGCGCCAGUUUUUUGGGCGUUUGCUGUGUCUAGUGCCGUGCUAGCGACGUUUGUGGCGCUUAGAAUACCGGAGACAAAAGGGAAGAGUUUUGCGGAGAUACAGCAAGAGUUGGGGAAUUGAGAUUUGUAAUAAAUACAAGUCAUAUCGCUUCACUUGUCAGUAUCUCUCUUAAUCAUUUCCAAACAUUCCGCCUGGAACCGAGGGUAUAACAGACAGUUUAACAGUGGGUAGUGACCCUGCCUACGAAGCUGAUGGUCCCGGGUUCAAAUCCUGGUAAGGGCAUUUAUUCGUGUGAUGAGCAUGGAUAUUUGAUCCUGAGUCAUGGGUGUUUUCUAUGUAUUUAAGUAUUUAUAUAUUAUAUAUAUCGUUGUCUAUGUACCCUCAACACAAGCCUUAUUGAGCUUACUGUGGGACUUAGUCAAUUUGUGUAAUAAUGUCGUAUAACUAAAAUUUGGAUUCGUGCAGACACCUGUUAUUUUUAAUUUAUAAUGUAAAAUUUAAGCAUUCAAAAUUAUCCCACCAAAACCAUAUUCAUGUAAAAUGUUGCCAAGGCGAAACCAUAAACUCCUAGCUACUUAGCUACCAAGCUUCUAUAACUCUAAUUCUACACCUUAAUCAAAAUUAGUUGCUUGGCCGUUUCGUUAGAUAGGUACCGUAAAAUGGGGUGAGUAGGGACGAAAUCGAAGUUCAAACCUGGAUAAAAGUUUAUAUUUAUAUAUGGCACAUUGAUUUAUAUACAAAAAAAGUGUUCCGUAUGUUUGAAUUUUAGUUCGUCAAUGAUAAUUUGUUGUUUCAUUUCAUUGUUUCAACGUUAAACACAUAAUGGUAGGCAAUCCUAUCUCACCCCGUAGUUGGGGUUAAAAUGGACAGCAAUGGGGUGAGAUGGGAAAAUUGCUAGGGUUCACACUUUCGGUUUAUAACAAUAGCUUGACUUUCAAGACAAUAUUUUAUUUAUGUAGCAAAAUUAUGUUUUAUUUAUGCUCCUACAUAUACGAUUUAAUGUUUUCUGUAAGUUGUGAUUUUUAUUUUAAUGUUUUUCAAGAAAUUGUAUAACAAAAAAGUAAUGAACAGUGAAUAACAACAACAGUCAACAGUGAACAUUAUUAAGUAAUAAUUAAUCGAUGAAAUGUAAAUAUAUAGUAAAUGCAUGUUAGUCAUUAAGUAUUUAUAGUAAAAUUUGCACGCCGUAAGUCGGCAGAAUUGUGCUGGAUAAAAUUUUGAUGUAACAUCUGUGUUAACCAUAAUUCUAGCAAAUAAAGAUAUACUACUACUACUAAUAAAAUUUUCACCUAUCGCCCAUAUGACGGUAGCGGGCAUGUAGCGGGUCACUUGUCCGCGCUCUUCGCCUACCAGUCAACAAUUGGGUCAAACAGAAACUUGACCUUGAUGAUUGGGACCAUUUAUAUAGGGAUUCUGCAGCGGUAUUGAUAUACGGGAUACGGGACGUAAGGCCCCUAAUUAUAUCUAUUCUUUUAUCGAAAAUUUUCCGCUAUCUUGCUGCUUACUGUAGGUAUAAUAAAAAAACUUAUAGAAAUGUUAAACAAGGUUUAUUACUAAGACUGUAAAAUCACAACCCAUCACUGUAUAUACUAGUUACAAUAAAAAAUGUAUUUGUAAUAAACUGGCUAUAUAAAAAUGA
Molecule: messenger RNA, 3085 nt
Organism: Cydia pomonella (codling moth)
Lineage: Eukaryota; Metazoa; Arthropoda; Insecta; Lepidoptera; Tortricidae
Product: facilitated trehalose transporter Tret1-like
Exons: 1
Coding region: 217-1566 (449 amino acids)
Biological process (GO): transmembrane transport
Cellular component (GO): membrane
Molecular function (GO): transmembrane transporter activity
Source: RefSeq, a predicted model, not a curated record